GGCAAUCAGCGUGGUGACUGCGGUAUGCCGCGGCGAUCAAGUUCAUCUCUUACACUAGUACUCCACUUUCAUGCUUUUGAGGUGUCUCGGUCAUAUUCAUGUCUGACUACGAUGAUGGGGUCGAGCGAUACGACGUGACACCGAUUUUGGAGUCGCGGUACUUUAUUCUCCCCGCUUCCGCAGCACUCGUUGGGUUAUUCAUCGGGGCGGUGCGUGGAUCUCGUCUUGCGUCACUCCGUUUUCUCGCGGAGAACGCACACCGGCCACCCAAGACAAUUCGGGGAUGGUAUCUCUACAAUAAAACGAAAAAUUACAAAAGAAUGGCUGCCGGACUUUUAUCUGGUGGUAAAGAUGGGGUUAAACUUGGACUGACAGCACUGGUUUGGGUUGGGAUCGAAGAUGGGUUAGGGCAGUGUGGGAAGCCUUUUGAUGAUUUGAAAGAGGUUGGAGCUGGUGUGGGGACUGCGGGGGCGUUCUCGGUUGUUUACCGACUACCGUGGCGUACUGGAAGCCGUGCAUUAUUGCUUGGAUCGAUGAUGGGUGGGGGAAUGGGAUUUCUACGGUGGGCUAGAGAAUACUUGAGUAGAGCCCGGGGAGACUUUGAUACAUAGAUGCCUAGACCUUCCGUAUCCUGAAACAAGCAUUUUUUUUGAAAAUUUUAAAGUGGUCGAAUGGAAAU
Molecule: messenger RNA, 679 nt
Organism: Suillus subalutaceus
Lineage: Eukaryota; Fungi; Basidiomycota; Agaricomycetes; Boletales; Suillaceae
Exons: 2
Coding region: 99-611 (170 amino acids)
Source: RefSeq, a predicted model, not a curated record